AUGCAUAAGAGCAGCGCCGCCGCCGCCGCCACCUGUGCCUCCCCCCGCAGGCGCUGCCCCGGAGUCGGGGCCGUCUCUCUGGGUUCUUGGCUUCUAGUGAGUGUCCUUUGUCUAAGUCUACCCAGCUCAUUGUUGGCUUAUCAUACUCACACCAGUGAACCAGCCACCAAAGGACUAUCAGCCAAUUUAAGUGACUGCCUGAUAAUUUCCACACAUCUCAUGGAUGCAGCUGAUGUGGCACUACAUCAGCUCCAGAAUCACUUUAAUUGUACUGUGGAAUAUAAUGUCCCUGCAAAUCCUAUGAAUGAAAAGAAGAUAAUGAAGGCCUGCAUGGGAGGAUAUUCACUGAAGUUUGAACUCUGUCCCUCAGGAGAAAAUGGUUCUGUUGAUCAGACUUUGUGCAUGGACACCAUCUAUACAAUUCUGAAGCACUAUAUGGUGGAAAUCAAGAAUUUCAGUUCUCCAGAUCUUUUUGGUGCUGUCAGCCAUAUGAUGCAGGCUUUGAAAGCCAACCAGAAGAUCACAGAGCAACCACCAUCCUCACCAGAGCAUCCUUUGAGUAAGACAUUUGAAAUGGAGAUGAAGCAAUGCAAGAUUCUUCUAACUUUGCAGCAGCUUGCUCAGACUAUCAACAGAAUUUUGUACUACCAGAAGUCACUAGAAAUAUAA
This is a messenger RNA of Rhineura floridana, 669 nucleotides long. RefSeq names its product interleukin-12 subunit alpha-like. The transcript is spliced from 6 exons. NCBI's taxonomy places the organism in Eukaryota, Metazoa, Chordata, Lepidosauria, Squamata, Rhineuridae. The coding region runs from base 1 to 669 and encodes 222 amino acids. The record is from RefSeq and is a predicted model, not a curated record.